GUACAAGUGGGGAAAAAAAGUGCGUCUUUAUUCAUACGCUGAUUGCUGAAUCGCCAUCUUGGAAUUUUUGAAAAGAGUCAGAGGGCUAGACAGGAGCGAUUCGAUCAGUUGUAACCAAGCUGACCGUGAUCGAGAGUGUUUCGAAGCAGUUCGUCGAGUCCCACUGGGGACAAGCUUUCGAUUGAGGAAGUGGAUACCCAAACAGUAAAUCAACAAUGAGCAGCUAUCAGAUGAGUGCCUCUGGUGGCCCAGCAAGGACUAUGGGACCCAGUGGUAGUAACUAUAUGGACCUGUCAGACAUGCCCGUUGACAAUAAACAACAGCAGACCAUGAUGUGGCAGCAGAAUCAGUAUAUGGCGGAUUCUGGAAUUCACUCAGGGGCUACCACACAGGCACCUUCCAUUAGCAGCAAGGGUCAUGGUGAAGAACUUGAGGAUGGCGAUAUGGAUCCAGCCAAGAUGAUGUUUGAUUGGGGACUGGCUGAUCAGUAUCCACCUCAGCCUGAACAAGUGGAAGAUAUCAACCAGCAGUUAAACCAGACCCGAUCCCAGCGUGUCCGUGCAGCCAUGUUUCCUGAGACGUUGCCAGAAGGAGUUCAGAUCCCAUCCACCCAAGUACAUCCAGACCAACCAACUGCAGUUCAGCGACUUGCAGAGCCCUCGCAGAUGCUAAAACAUGCUGUUGUCAACCUUAUCAACUAUCAGGAUGAUGCUGACCUGGCUACAAGAGCCAUCCCCGAGUUGAUCAAACUGCUGAAUGAUGAAGAUCAGGUUGUAGUCUACCAGGCAGCAAUGAUGGUGCACCAGUUGUCUAAGAAAGAAGCUAGCCGUCAUGCUAUAAUGAACUCCCCUCAGAUGGUAGCAGCUCUUAUCCGUGCAAUGGCCAACACAGAAGAUAUUGAAACCACACGCUGUGCAGCAGGUACCUUGCACAACCUUUCACACCAUCGUCAGGGUCUGCUUGCCAUCUUCAAGUCUGGUGGAAUCCCUGCACUUGUCAAGCUUCUUAGCUCACCAAUGGAAUCUGUUCUGUUUUAUGCAAUUACAACACUGCACAAUUUGCUUUUGCAUCAAGAGGGCUCAAAGAUGGCUGUUCGAUUGGCUGGUGGUCUGCAGAAAAUGGUGGCAUUACUGCAAAGAAAUAACAAUGUUAAAUUUUUGGCAAUUACCACUGAUUGCCUGCAAAUUUUGGCAUAUGGCAACCAAGAAAGCAAGCUCAUAAUCCUUGCAAGUGGAGGACCAGCAGAACUGGUGCGCAUCAUGAAGUCAUACACAUAUGAAAAACUCCUAUGGACUACCUCGCGUGUUCUGAAAGUACUGUCCGUCUGUCCCAGUAACAAGCCUGCCAUUGUAGAGGCUGGUGGCAUGCAGGCCCUUGCAAUGCACCUUGGUCAUCAAAGCCAGCGACUGGUACAAAACUGCCUGUGGUCACUAAGAAAUUUGUCUGAUGCUGCUACAAAAAUGGACAACAUGGAAGGACUGCUUCACAUGCUUGUCCAACUGCUAGCUUCAAAUGACAUCAAUGUGGUCACCUGUGCUGCUGGUAUUUUGUCUAACCUUACAUGCAACAACCAACGCAACAAAGUGACAGUUUGUCAAGUUGGGGGCAUUGAAGCUCUUGUUCGCACGGUAAUGCAAGCUGGAGAUCGAGAAGACAUCACUGAACCUGCAGUAUGUGCUCUUCGUCAUUUGACAUCCAGACAUGUUGAAGCAGAGAUGGCGCAAAAUGCAGUUCGUCUGCAUUAUGGCUUGCCAGUUCUGGUGAAACUUUUGCACCCACCUAGUCGUUGGCCUCUCAUCAAAGCUGUUGUGGGACUGGUGCGUAAUUUGGCUUUGUGCCCUGCCAAUCAUGCUCCUCUUCGUGAACAUGGAGCGUUGCCCCGCAUUGUUCAGCUUUUGAUUCGAGCUCACCAGGACACACAGAGACGUGCUUCUAUCAGCUCUAAUGGCCCUCCUUUGACGGGCUAUGUUGAUGGUGUUCGAAUGGAGGAAAUUGUAGAGGGUACUGUUGGUGCACUUCACAUCUUGGCUCGUGAGGCACACAACCGUGCCGUCAUUCGUGGUCUGAACUGCAUUCCACUGUUCGUGCAGCUGCUGUAUUCGCCUAUCGAGAACAUCCAGCGUGUUGCUGCUGGAGUGCUGUGUGAGCUAGCAGCUGAUAAAGAAGGUGCAGAAAUGAUUGAACAGGAGGGGGCAACUGCUCCAUUGACUGAACUGCUUCACUCUCGCAAUGAGGGUGUAGCUACUUAUGCUGCUGCGGUUCUGUUUCGCAUGUCUGAGGACAAACCUCAGGACUAUAAAAAACGCCUAUCUAUGGAAUUGACAAGUUCAUUGUACAGGAGUGACAUGAACUGGGCUGAGCCACCUGGAUUUGAUGAUGUGGGCUUAAUGCCCACAGAAGAUUCUCGAGACAUGUAUGGGGGUCAUCAGGCACCACCCCAUCAUGGCAGCCAGGGCAGUAUGUACAGUGGCUCUCAUACAGAUAUGCAUGGUCGUCCCCCUGGUGGUUAUGAUCAAGUGCCUGUCAAUUCAAUGCAAGGGCUAGAUCUUGGUGGACCUGGAGCAGCAGGAGGAUACAGUGGCCACAUGGACAACUUGCCUGAUUUAGGCCCAGCCUCAGAUCUAAAUUUUGACAGCAUUGACCCCAAUAUGUCUGGUGCACAUGGCGAUGGAGCACCAGCAAUGUGGUUUGAUACAGAUCUGUAGAGUGAUACGUCAACUUCACUCCAAAAUGGAACAGCUGUUAAAUGUUGUUUGUGAACACCUAGUAGCAAUCAUAUCACAGCCACAAGUACAUCCAUUUUUAGAAAUAAAUCAUGCACGUCCUCAAAAACUGGUCCAGAACAUAUUGCCCGCAACCCCUUCCCACUGUAUAAACCACUCGGACCUUGGUGAUUGGUGACAGGGUUAACUGUAUUUGUUCUAUACCCACUGAUUGUGUGUGCGUGCGUGUCUUAGUACCGCACAUAAAAAUUGUGUAUUGUUGCGUCUGUCCAUAUUUACAGUCUGCAAGUGGGUAGGUCAAGGUUGUGUAUCCCCAAUUUGAUCAUAUCUGUUGUGUGUGUGUGCAUGCGUGUGAUAUAUAAUAUUUUUUAAUUGCAUUUUCCUUCAUUUUUUUUUUUUCUUUUGAGCCUUUGAUGGACACUUGGACCAAUUUCAGUUCAAACAAUAUUAAACCUGCCCACUUUGAUAAAAAGAAUUCAUUGUAAGUUUAUUGCAUUGAUCCUUGAGGAUAAAGAUCAAAUCGUCAUUUUUGGAAGCUCCUUACAAGUAAUCUCUGAUAUUGAUGCAUUUAUUUGCCAGAUUUUUAUUUGAUGAUCAACAAGCUUUUUCAAAAUAAAUUUCAUUGCACAAAACCUGUGAAUAGUUCACAUCUAGAACUCUGGUCAUUUUUCUUGUCUACUAGCAGUGUUAUUGUGGAUAGUGGAUGGGAAGGGAGAGGGUGAUUUGCUGCAUGCAUCUGUAUUUAUGUCGAGAUAUAAAAAUUGGAUGCAGAGGAUUUGAGGUAGCCAAAGUGAGUUGACAAGCAGAGAAGGCUGUUUAAUGCUAUCCUUCCUGUAUAUACCAAUCUUUUUUGUAAUAAUUUUUACGCCCAUUUUAAUAGUCAGCAAAUAGCCAUUUAUUUUGACUUGGCAUGUCCAUCGGCUAACAUUGACUGGGAUGGUUUUCUUUUGUAGACGGUGCAUGUUCAUCUUAAUAAAGAUUUUUUAAAACCUUAA
Pomacea canaliculata is the source of this 3718-nucleotide messenger RNA. Its product is annotated as catenin beta-like. Gene Ontology annotation, cellular component: adherens junction; catenin complex. Gene Ontology annotation, biological process: cell adhesion; positive regulation of transcription by RNA polymerase II. The record is from RefSeq and is a predicted model, not a curated record. Gene Ontology annotation, molecular function: cadherin binding; alpha-catenin binding; transcription coactivator activity. The transcript has 17 exons. NCBI's taxonomy places the organism in Eukaryota, Metazoa, Mollusca, Gastropoda, Architaenioglossa, Ampullariidae. The coding region runs from base 216 to 2705 and encodes 829 amino acids.